Messenger RNA from Xenia sp. Carnegie-2017, 549 nucleotides. Its product is annotated as putative nuclease HARBI1. Lineage: Eukaryota; Metazoa; Cnidaria; Anthozoa; Malacalcyonacea; Xeniidae. The record is from RefSeq and is a predicted model, not a curated record. Bases 1 to 549 code for a protein of 182 amino acids. The transcript has a single exon.
AUGAUUGAUAACGGCUCCCAUAUCAUGAUUAUUAUUAGAUACCUCCAAAUGAGUCCAGAGCGGUUUGACCAUUUGUUGUCAUUAAUGGGUCCACAUAUAGCAAAACAAACGACACGUCUUCGUGAAACUAUAAGCCCAUCUGAAAGGCUGGUGAUAACGUUGAGAUAUUUGGCCAGUGGCGAUUCUCAGCAAUCCCAAUCGUUUAACUUCCUAAUAGGACGAAGUACUGUUUGUGGAAUAGUGAAAGAGACAUGUGCUGGAAUCUGGAAGGCAUUGAGCUUUCAGUACUUGAAAGCACCUGAAACAAUAACCGAUUGGAAGGAAAUAUCAAAAAACUUCUUGGACGAAUGGGACUUCCCACACUGUCUAAGAGCACUAGAUGGGAAGCAUAUAAUGAUUGAAUGUCCAGCAAGAGGAGGUUCUGACUUUUUUAAUUACAAAGGUUUUCACAGUAUUGUACUGUUAGCAAUCUGUGAUGCAAAAUAUUGCUUCACAAUGGUUAAUAUUGGAAGCUUUGGAAAGGACAAUGAUGCCAAUAUAUUUAAUUAA